Molecule: messenger RNA, 2824 nt
Organism: Solenopsis invicta (red fire ant)
Lineage: Eukaryota; Metazoa; Arthropoda; Insecta; Hymenoptera; Formicidae
Product: dorsalin-1
Exons: 1
Coding region: 1152-2285 (377 amino acids)
Biological process (GO): BMP signaling pathway; SMAD protein signal transduction
Cellular component (GO): extracellular region
Molecular function (GO): cytokine activity; growth factor activity
Source: RefSeq, a predicted model, not a curated record
GGGUGCGCGCCGCGCGCGCGCGCGCGGAACGCCGGCCGGUGAAAUUUACGCGGUCCCGCGCUGUCUUACCAACUAGCGCUUUAUCGCUUAUUCCAUCGAUGUAUAUAAAUACCUUGAAAAACGAGGGCGGCUUAUCCGAGCGGAAGGUACGAGACACGUCUGGCUCUCACGUGAUAUGCAUGUAUGAUGAUGUUCCUCUGACCCGUCGAUCGAUGCAACUUGAAAGAGAUAUUGCCGCUUGUCGGACAUGCUGAACGCUACACACGGAAAAAGAGAUCAUGAUCAUGUUUUCAGAAUAUAUUUUUUUAAUUCGGAAAUAUUGAAAUGAAAUUAUGUAACGCUAAAGACUUGCUUGUUUACACAAGGAAAUUUCAUUUUUAAUCAUGUAUUUUUAUUAACCAGGAAUAAUUUUCGUAAGUUGAGAAAAAAACAUAAGGACAUUUUCCAACUAAGAAUUGGAUUUUUUAAAUUCUAAUAUUAUUAAAAUAAUAUUGUGCUCUUUGGAUAAUUAUUAUAUCAAUAGAUCAAAAUUAAGAAAAUUUUGCUAAAAUUUAUAAUUAUUCAAUUUUGAAAGAAGAUUGGAAGAUAAGUUUUAUUUUUAUUAAAACAUCCUGCACACGCAAUGUAAAAUUCAGAAGCCUUACUAUUCUGUCUUCUGCAUCAGAAAAAAGGCCAUCGAUUUCCAUUAUCUAAAGCGAUGUUCUUCGACUAAAGAUACCGACGAGCGCCACAACUGGCGAGGUAAAAGCAUGUAGGGUUGCUCGGUCGAGUGGUGGUCUGCGGAUGAUAAGAGCAUUCCAGGCGGUAAUUUUGAACGCCUUGAUUGGCGGCUAUUUGGAGAGAGCGGUCCUUCAACUGGAGCUCUCGUCUUCGGAAGGAUGCGACGUUCGCAGUCUGUGGUAGAACGGCGUCGACGUCGUUCCUUCUCCAGAAACCGGACGCAAAUUAGUCAAAAGUUAAUUGAAGGAAAAAACCUAGGACAUAUCGUAUUCUGUUAAAAGAAAAAAAAAGACGGGUCAAAAAUUGCAAGGUGAACAUCAAAUACGAGUGUACCAAAACAGAAUCUUGUUUUUACAAUUUUUAUAAAUUUCAUUUAAAUCUAAUGCUGAAAAAUAUACCGACCGUCUAAAGUGCAAAAAGAUUCUAAUAUCAUGAGGGUUUCUUUGAGAAAAUCCGUUGCUUUUCCACCUUCGUCUAAGACAUAUAGAACCCCGGGAUACUGGUUGCUAUUUGUCGCGGGUGCCUUCUUCGUCUGCUGUUUGUGGAAGACUGGAUCAGUCAGCCGCUGGAGCUCCAACAUGCGCGCGAAAGCACUAAUCCACUUCGACCUGACGAUUCCGUCCUCGUCGUCAUCGUCGUCAUCAUCGUCGUCGCUGUCGUCGUCAUCGUCGACGUCACGUCGACCUCCCUUCGACAGGACCAACGCGAGACUCUCUCGCGACGCUGCGCGCCGAAAACAUCGGAGCAUUCUGUCCAGAUACAUGCUACAGCUGUACCAUCGGCGUCCGGACGCAGACGUCGUCCGCGCGGUUCAGCCGGUGCAUAUUUCCGGUCCGCUCAGCGACGGCGGCAGGAUCCUGGAAUUCGCGAUUCCGUCCAUCGGCGUCGACGAGACGCUAGAGGCCGCGGAAUUGCUCGGGAUAGCCGGCGCUAUAAUCAGAGUGCGAUCGUUGAACGAUCUAUCGACGAAGAAUGAAAGCGAGGUGAUUCGGAGAUCCAGAAAGGAUGAUGCCUGGCGGGCCUUCGACGUCACAUCCGUCAUUGCCGGUAGAAACGGCGGCACUGUCAAACUCUACGUCCAUGGCAGGUUGACUUAUCAUCCUUACGGCGACAAUCCGAUCCUCUUGCUCAACUACAGCAAGGUCCGACGCUAUCGUCGAUCCGCGGAGGAGCAAGAGGAUCAGGAUCGCUGGGAAGACGAAUUACCGCGAAGACGACGUCGGAACAACUGUCGCCGGCGGCCCAUGUACGUGGACUUUGCCUUGAUCGCGUAUGACGAGUGGGUGGUCGCACCGCCGGGAUACGAGGCUUACCAGUGCACCGGCAAGUGCUUCUUCCCGCUGGGUGAUCACCUCAGCCCGACUAAGCACGCGAUAGUGCAGACGUUGAUGCACGGCGCUCUCCAAGCAAGCGAGGAUCUCCGUGGUAACAAAUUCAUAGGCAGAGCUUGCUGCGUACCCACCAGACUGGCACCGACGAGUCUACUCUACUUGGACACCAGAGGUACUUUGACCUACGAGUACGGCUACGAGGACAUGGUCGUCUCCGAGUGCGGUUGCCGUUAAUCAAUGAUAAUCAAUUGGAUCGUACGUUGUAGACGUUGGACAAACAAUACAUGUCUUUCGCUUUUUUAUUAACAGAAUUAACGGAGUUAUCGUUGUGUAGAAACGAGCAUACCAAAUACAGAAUCUAAAUACAGUUAAACCCGGAUGCAUCAUGAUUUUCGAAGAAGUGAAGAAUACAUUUUAAACAAGACGAAUGCCAGAGAUAAAUUAUUUUUACUGUUUCUAUAUAAAAAAUGAUCCUGUUGGAAAUUAAUUUUCAGGAUAUAUAAUUAAGCAAAAAAAUUUCCAGAUUUUAAACUUUGUCUCCUCUAUCAAAAAUUUUAAAACAGUUUUCAUGUAAUAGUAUUAAUACGUGUAUGGUAACUAAUAUAACAUAAAAUUGAGUAAUCGAUGUAUCAACAAAAAACUUCGAACAUAUAUCACCAUAUAUCAGGGAUCAAAUGUAGAGCAUUAUCCAUCGAUAUGAACACAACCGUUGCCAUACUCAGAUUCCACUGUUACACUAUUAGGGGUCGCAAUAAAAAAGAAAAACAGUGUCA